AUGAUAAUCUUUGGGGAACAUGAGUUCAGAGAGAUUUCAUUACAAAGGAAACAUCAGGAAGUCAGCAUGCAGAAGAGACCAUUAUCAAAGUGCAGUAAGUGUGGAAAAGUCUUUACUCAGAAAUCAUCUCUUACCCAGCACUAUCAGAUUCACACAGGGGAGAAACCCUAUCUAUGCAGUGAAUGUGGAUCUGGUUUUCGUAAACAGUCAAAUCUUACUCAACAUCUGAGGAUUCAUACAGGAGAGAAACCUUAUCACUGUAAUGUUUGUGAGAAAGCUUUUCAGACAAAAGCCGUCCUUGUCCAGUACCUGAGAAUUUACACUGGAGAGAAAACUUUUAAGGGCAAAGAAUGUGGCAAAGCUUUUUGUCAGAACCCAUCCCUAAUUAAACACUUGCAAAUUCAUACUGGAGAGAAGCCAUACAAAUGCACAGAAUGUGGGAAGGCCUUCAGCCAAAGCAUAUGCCUAACUCGUCAUCAGUGAAGUCACUCUGGAGAUAAACCUUAUAAGUGUAAUGAAUGUGGGAAAACCUUUAAUCAGAGUGCACGUCUUGCACAGCAUCGGAGAAUACACUCUGGAGAGAAGCCCUACACUUGUACUGAAUGUGGCAAAGCCUUCACUCAGAACUCUUCCCUUGUUGAUCAUGAAAAAAGAACUUACACCGGGGAGAAACUUUACAAAUGUAGUGAGUGUGAAAAGACAUUUUGCAAGCAUGCGCACCUUAGUGAACAUUACAGGAUUCCUACUGGAGAAAAACCUUAUGAUUGUGUGGAAUGUGGGAAAUCCUUUAGACACAGUUCAGCACUUCUUCGGCAUCAAAAACGUCAUUCUAGAAGACGGUAUAAGAUAUAACCAGUGCUAUUUCUCCCCCAAGUCUUAGGACUUUAAAAUUCAAUGUUCAGCCAGGAUGAAUCUAUGUUGGGCAAAAGUUAACAUGUCCCAAAGUUGAGAAAACAAUACUUAAGGUGU
Molecule: messenger RNA, 969 nt
Organism: Suncus etruscus (white-toothed pygmy shrew)
Lineage: Eukaryota; Metazoa; Chordata; Mammalia; Eulipotyphla; Soricidae
Product: zinc finger protein 501-like
Biological process (GO): regulation of cytokine production; negative regulation of transcription by RNA polymerase II; regulation of immune system process
Source: RefSeq, a predicted model, not a curated record